Messenger RNA from Vombatus ursinus (common wombat), 5087 nucleotides. It is a transcript of the gene ELAC2, whose product is annotated as elaC ribonuclease Z 2. Gene Ontology annotation, cellular component: mitochondrion. Gene Ontology annotation, biological process: mitochondrial tRNA 3'-end processing. Lineage: Eukaryota; Metazoa; Chordata; Mammalia; Diprotodontia; Vombatidae. Gene Ontology annotation, molecular function: 3'-tRNA processing endoribonuclease activity. The transcript has 24 exons. The record is from RefSeq and is a predicted model, not a curated record. Bases 170 to 2698 code for a protein of 842 amino acids.
GCUCCUUCCUAUUGGUGAGGACGUCUUUCCAGCUAAGUCGUUGGCCUUCCAUGGGCUGAGCGCUUGACGUAAGCCGCGCGCUGCCUCAUUCACGUGUUGGGAGGGGAAGGGCUCGGCCGGCUCGGAGGAGGCGUGUGUUCUUAUCCGGAUACAGGCUACUCGUUGCUGCAUGUGGCCUCUGUGGCUGACUUGGGCCAUUCCGGGUCGGUGGGGCUACUGGAGCUUGCGGUUUGGGAGAACCAUGUCUGAGGGCUCCGCUCGCCGACCGCGGCCUCCCAAGGACCCUUUGCGGCAUUUGCGUACGCGAGAAAAGCGCGGUCCUGCUGGGGAGCGCGGGGGACCCAGCACCGUGUACUUGCAGGUGGUGGCCUCUGGGACCCGCGAUGCGGGCUCGGCUCUUUACGUCUUCUCGGAGUUUAACCGGUAUCUAUUCAAUUGUGGGGAAGGUAUCCAGAGGAUCAUGCAGGAACACAAAUUGAAAGUUGCUCGCUUGGACAACAUCUUCCUGACUCGAAUGCACUGGUCCAAUGUUGGGGGUUUGUCUGGAAUGAUUCUUACCUUAAAGGAAACUGGGCUUCCAAAAUGUGUUUUUUCUGGACCACCACAGUUGGAAAAAUACCUAGAAGCUAUCAAAGUAUUUUCUGGUCCAUUGAAAGGAAUAAACUUGGCUGUACGACCCUAUUCGGCUCCGGAAUACAAAGAUGAUACAAUGACAGUUUUUCAGUUGCCUAUACAAAGUAAAGGGGUCGCAGGUGAUUACCAGUUAACUCAGCAUUCCAGAAAGUCUCCCACAAGGUUUAGUCCAAACCAUCCUACCAACUUUGAAUCUUUUAAAAGUGAACAGGAACUUCCAGGUGGUAAUGGAAAUAAUUCUCCAAAGGACAUAGAUGACAAUUGGAAAAUAAAAGGCAGAGACCCAUCUUUGGUUGUAGCUUUCAUCUGUAAGCUUCACAUGAAACAAGGAAGUUUUUUGGUGCUCAAAGCAAAAGAUCUGGGGCUCCCAGUUGGUACAUCUGCCAUUGCACCUAUAAUUGCUGCUGUCAAGGCUGGGAAAAGUGUCACUUAUGAAGGAAAAGAGAUUUUGCCAGAAGAGGUUUGCAGCCCUCCAGAUCCUGGCUCUGUUUUUAUUGUGGUGGAAUGUCCUGACCAAGGAUUUGUAGAACCGAUCUGUGAAAAUGACACCUUCCGGAGGUAUCAAGGGGAAAAGGCUGAGGCUCAUGUGGCGGUGGUUGUUCACAUGACUCCAGAAUCAAUAUUGAAGGAUAACAGAUACCAGCAGUGGAUGGAAAGGUUUGGCCCCGAAACUCAGCAUCUGGUCUUGAAUGAGAAUUGUACUUCUGUACACAAUCUCCGUAGCCUUAAGAUUCAAACUCAGCUCAACCUCAUUGACUCAGACAUAUUUCCCCAGCUUACCAACUGUAAUUGCAAGGAGGAUCUGGCUACUUUCUCCCUGCCUGUAAUCCGUGGUGAAUGCCUCCUAAAGUACCAGCUUAGACCGAAACUACAUUGGCAGAGGGAUGCCUGUAUCAUUUGCAACCUUGACGAAUUUGUGACUGAGGCUCUGGACUUGCCUAAUUUUCAGGAAAGGGUACAGGAGUAUAAGGAAAACAUGCUGGACAAUACAGCACUGUUAGGGAAAGGAACCCAGUAUCCAGAAGUCAUAUUCCUUGGAACAGGAUCUGCCAUUCCAAUGAAGAUCCGAAAUGUCAGUUCCACACUUGUGAACAUAAGCUCUGACCAAUCUCUGCUACUGGAUUGUGGGGAAGGCACCUUUGGGCAACUCUGCCGCCAUUAUGGGGAUGAAGUGGAUAGAAUCCUGGUUAACAUUGCUGCUGUGUUUGUGUCCCACAUCCAUGCAGAUCACCAUACAGGCUUAUUAAAUAUCCUGUUGCAGAGAAACCGUGCUUUGGCAUCAGUGGGAAAAUCAUCCAGCCCACUGUUACUAAUAGCGCCUACUCAAGUCAUGAUGUGGCUGCAGCAAUACCAUGACCAUUGCCAAGAGAUUCUAGAUGCUGUCAAAAUGAUCCCUGCCAAGUGCCUCCAAAAAGGAACUGAAGUCUCCAAACCCAUGAUUGCAAAAUUGAUUACUUCACUGCUAGAAAAAUAUGAUUUAGAAGAGUUUCAGACUUGUUUGGUUCAGCACUGUAAGAAUGCUUUUGGUUGUGCAUUGAUCCACAAAUCAGGCUGGAAAAUAGUUUACUCUGGUGAUACCAUGCCAUGUGAUUCUCUGGUCCAUCUGGGGAAAGGAGCUACUAUGCUUAUUCAUGAAGCUACUUUGGAAGAUGGUUUAGAAGAAGAAGCAGUAGAAAAGACACACAGCACUACUUCCCAAGCAAUUGGAGUUGGGGUGAAGAUGAAUGCCAGGUUUAUCAUGUUGAAUCACUUUAGUCAGCGUUAUGCCAAGAUCCCUCUUUUCAGCCCUGACUUUAAUGAGAAAGUUGGGAUUGCAUUUGACCACAUGAGGGUUGGCUUUGGAGACUUUCCAACAGUUCCUAGGCUGAUCUCUCCUCUCAAAGCCCUGUUUGCCGAUGAGAUUGAAGAGAUGGUAGAAAGGAAAGAGAAACGGGAGUUGCGACAGUUCAAAAAGGCCAUUAGUGCAGAUCACUGUGGGCAUGAUGAUGGACAAGGGCCCAAGCAGGCUCAUAACAGAGAAGAGGAACCUAAAAGCCCACCAGUCAAAAAGCUCAAAGUAAAUUGAAGGCAUCUACUGUGGCCCUGGACAAGGAGAAUAGGAACUCAUCCUUCCUUUCCUUUCUUUAUGGGGAGGUCAUGAGAUCUGAUUGAGUAGAGUGGUAUCUUCUUUUGCACUCUAGAAAAAAAAAAUCCUGUUAACUUUGACAGAGUUACUGGGAAGUAGAAUGUAAUCUCUUGGAAGAUGGAUGGUGUGAUUUUUGUCUUUGCAUCCCAGUGUCAGUCAUAUAAUGCCUUGCAAAUACUAGUUAUGUUAUAAAUAUUUGUGGAAUUGAAUUUAAAGAAUGAACAAAUUGAAUCAUAUACAAUUGAAACGUGACUAGAUUAAAUUAUCAGAAAAUUUAAAAAAAAACUUGUUUUUUAAAAUAUCUUUAGACAAUCAGCAGAUGGCAAGAUGGAAAAUAGGAUAUCCCACUCAGGUAGAACUAAUUUCUCUAUAAUGCAGUAAGAGAGAAUGAUAGCAUCCUGAAUUUGAGUGUUGAAAUGGAUGUUAGCAGGCAUGUGACCAAAUCUGACCAGUAAUCCAGCCUCUCUCAAUGAGGAGAAUGCAAUACCUACCAAGGUGUGACAUUUCCCUUUUGAACAGCUUCAAUUGUUAGGAACUUUUUUCCUGACAUCAAGCUUUUAUUUGCUUUUUUGCAACUGCUACCCGUUACUACUGGUUCUUCCUUCUCAAGGCAUGUACACACUGAAGACCUCCACUACCUAAUAAUACUUUCUGAGUCCAGUCAUUCAAGUAGUUGCAAAUUAUUACUAUGCAAUCCUGCUGUAACUUUUCUCCAAGAAUGGUAUGAAAUACUUUAUCAAAUGCUUUGUUAAACCUAGGUAAAUCCUAUAUAGAGCAUUCCCCGUUUUUAUUUUGUUUUAUUUUUAAGCCAAACUGGUUCUUUGUAAUGACUGCUUCUUUUUCUAGAUAGGCUUAUAUGGUUAGAACUAGAAGAGACCUUUGGAGGCCAUCUGGUCCAAACCCCGUAUUUUACUCAUGAGGACACUUGACACCUAGAGAGAAUAAAUGGCUUGCCCAAAAUUACACAGGGAGUUUGAGUCCUUAGACUCUAGUAGAGUCAACGUUCUUUCCCCUCUAACAUUUUGCUUCCUUGAUGUUCACUAAACCAUUUCUGUAAUGAUUAGUUUUAGAAUUUCUGCAGGAAUUAGACCCAUGAUUUUCAGAUUUUGUUCAAUUUUGUUGAAUUCAGCUUCCUCAUAAACCUCAGCUCAUUAUGAACUUUAGCACUCCUAACACUAUUCUUUCAAGAUUAUGUCAUGUAAACAUCUUCUCUCCUAUCCUUGUUUAACUCUUUUGAACAUAUCUUUUUACACGUUUUACACUUUUUUACGUUGGGCUUUCACAUUGGUCUCUUCAGACAACUAUUUUUCCUAAUAGAAAUUAUUUCACUUUGUGUCUUCAGAAUUUCAUCCUUUCAAGUUUCUUAUCAUUCCUGGACAGAUUUCCCCUGCAGAAUUUUAAUCCACAGGAUUCUGCCGCAACUCUCUGAAAUCUAGCAUGUGUGUCUUAACUGUGCUUCCUCUUCUCUUUUACAAAUUUUGGAGGCAAAAAGGGGUCAAAUUUUUCCUCCCACCCUGUUUCCCAUCAUUGUCAUCCCAAUAUCCUGUCUGUGAGAAUCAGAUUGAUUAUGAAAUUUUUUCUUGUUGGUUCCUCCAUCUUUUGAAGGAAGACAUUCUCAAGAAGUUAAUAUUUCAUCUGCUUUUGGCAGAAUGGAUACUCCAGUAAAUAUCUGCAUAAUUGAAUUGUCUCAUCAUGGGUAUAUUAUAGCUUUAUGCCAGGAUUUUGAUCUGUUUCCUGAAAUCAUCUAUAUCUCUUUGUUCAAGUGGCCACUUUCUAUCCACAGUGAUAUGUGUUCCAAGGGGAAUGUGAUCAGUCAGAUGGUGGUAUGUCUACAACAUAACACAUGUACCCUUCAUCCAUUAUCCCACAACACACACCUGCUUCAUCCUUCCAGUCCCUGCUGCUUUACAACUUCCCUGUUCUGCAAGCCCCUUGAGGCAACUAUAAUCUAAUUGCUACCUGUGUACCCAUAGCAGCAGCUGCAUAGGUGCUACUGGGAAAGUUCUCUUGCCUUCCAGAGUACCUUUUGACAGAGCAGGCACCUGAAGGGUGGGCAUUCUGUACUAGGAGUAUGAGCUAUCAUCCCCUUUUUGUUUUGCUUUGGAAAUACAUUACAGUAGUACCUGAAUAUAGCAUAAAUGUACAAGGGUUCGUGCUUGUUUUUUUGGUUUUCUUUUUAACAGGUAAGAGUGCAUGAUCAAAAGUUUGUAGAGUACUGGGCUACUUUAGCACUAUCCCUUCUGUUUCACUUAUUUAUAUCCAGAUGCUCUCCCUCACGUUUACUGUGUCUCUGGAUUUUUUACUUAGUGCCUAAACCUUAAGCAUUAAU